This is a messenger RNA of Penicillium macrosclerotiorum, 774 nucleotides long. Its product is annotated as bZIP transcription factor. The transcript is spliced from 2 exons. Lineage: Eukaryota; Fungi; Ascomycota; Eurotiomycetes; Eurotiales; Aspergillaceae. The coding region runs from base 1 to 774 and encodes 257 amino acids. The record is from RefSeq and is a predicted model, not a curated record.
AUGGAGCCGGAAACUAGCCAGAAGCAUCUCGAGCGUCUUGCCCGGGUACGGGAGAACCAGCGCAAGAGUCGCGCACGAAAGCAGGAUUAUAUUCGAGAACUAGAGCAGAAAUUAGCCUCGUCCAAUAAAGAAGCUCAGCAGAAAGAUAUCGAGCAUCGCUUGGAGGUCCAGAAAGUGCAAGCAGAGAAUCGGCAGUUGAGGACGCUCCUGGGAUCGCUGGGAAUUUCACCAGAGCUGGUUCAACAGUAUCUGCAGUUAGCAGACCAAGGAGCUUCUGCAAAUCGAAAAGUCGCAAUUCCAGCAGUUCAUCGAUUGACAGAGCUACCCUCUAUAGCGCCAUAUACUGAUCCAACCCCACAGCCAAAUUGCAAUCCCCAGGUCGCAUCGAGUGCAUGCAGUGCCGCCACUACAGAGUUACCCGUUACAGUUGACUCUCGUGAAACUUGCGAAAGCACCCCGACCGAGACAGAGAUGAAAGAUUCCCAAGAGCCACAGUCACCAGUUCAACCACCAAAACAGACGCUUCCAUCACUCUGCAAAUGUCCAUCAAAUACCAAGGAAUUAUCCCCUACAACUAAUGAGGAUGUUCUCAAUACGACGCUUUGCAGCAUGGCUGAACAAUUGAUUGAGCAAUACAACACGCAAGGAGUUGAUAUCGAAGAGAUUCGGGGACGCCUUUGGGCUGGUUUCCAAGCAGGCGCCUCUGGAAACGACUGUCGAGUUGAGAACCAGAUGCUAUUUCAAGUAUUGGAUGAGAUUAGCAACAACAUUUGA